This is a messenger RNA of Solea senegalensis (Senegalese sole), 4538 nucleotides long. RefSeq names its product SPRY domain containing 3 (gene spryd3). The record is from RefSeq and is a predicted model, not a curated record. Lineage: Eukaryota; Metazoa; Chordata; Actinopteri; Pleuronectiformes; Soleidae. Gene Ontology annotation, molecular function: protein binding. Bases 109 to 1380 code for a protein of 423 amino acids. The transcript has 11 exons.
GUGUGAUGUCACAAGAAAGCGCCGAACUCUAGUUUGUAAAGUUUGAUGUGGCGCUAACGGACUGAUGACUAAAGUGGGUAUCUGUUUUAUUAGCCGGCUACAUAACAGAUGGAUGAUAUCAGCGUACUACACCAAAGAGCCCUGAAUCUAAGGCGUCGAAUGAGAGAUAUUGGUGAUGGACGCCCCCCACAGGAGCGAUUCAUGAGGUUGCAGAAGGAAGGAGACACACUCAGUUACCAAGGGAACUCUGAAGAGGUGGGUUGCUAUGUGGCUGGCCAUCCUCUAUCAAAGGGAAAUUGCUAUUUUGAGGUGACGAUAGUGGACACAGGGGUGAGGGGAACCAUUGCUGUGGGCCUGGUGCCGAAAUUCUACAGGCUGGACCACCAGCCUGGCUGGCUGCCAUAUUCUGUAGCUUACCACGCUGACAACGGCAAGUUAUACAAUGGCAACCCUGUGGGCCAGCAGUUUGGACCAAAGUGUGCUCGGGGUGACCGCAUUGGCUGUGGAAUGCACUCAGAAAAUACUGAAGCGGGCUUUACGACCGUCUUUUUCACCAAAAAUGGCAAAGAGGUGGGUUCAGUGGAGGUUCCUGUUCUGGCGGAAGGGCUGUUCCCUGCUGUUGGGAUGCACUCUAUGGGGGAGGAGGUGAAGGUUGACCUGCAGGCUGAGUGGUUCCUGGAGGAGGAUGAUAGUAUGAUGAUGGUUGACAGCCACGAAGAUGACUGGGGUCGGCUGUAUGACGUCAGAGUUAGAGGCAUGCUCUUGGAGUACGUUGGCAAAGGAAAGAGCAUCAUGGACGUGGGUUUGGCCCAGGCCCGUCAGCCACUGACCACCCGCUGUCACUAUUAUGAAGUGGAGAUCGUUGAUGCUGGCGAGAAGUGCUAUAUUGCGCUGGGUUUGGCAAGAAGGGACUACCCCAGGAACAGACACCCAGGAUGGAGUAGAGGAUCAGUCGCCUACCAUGCAGAUGAUGGGAAGAUCUUUCACGGCAGUGGAGUUGGUGAUGCAUUUGGUCCCCGCUGUUUCAAAGGUGACAUCAUGGGCUGCGGCAUCAUGUUCCCGCGAGACUACAUCCUGGAUGGAGAGGGCUCAGGUGACAUGGACGACUGGGAUAGGCUGCAGGUCCAUCAAGGUCAAGCAGGCGUCCAGAACAUUCUGUACCUUAAAGAGGAAGAGGAGGAAGAGGAGGAGGAGGAGGAAGAUGGGGAAGAAGUAGAGCAAGGACAGGAGGGAAGGAGGGUCACGGUGUUCUUCACAAGGAAUGGGAAGCUGAUGGGUCGGAGGGCGAUGGCGGUUCCUCCCGGUGGACUAUACCCUACUGUCGGGAUGCUGAGCAGUGGUGAGAAGGUGAAGGUGGAUUUGCAUCCCCUCAGUGGAUGACCUCAGAGUCUAGACCGGACCUGUGAUGAUGACCAGCUGGCUGCGCUGUAGAGCUCACCCACGGUAGCCUAGCAUGCUGCUAACACUCGCCAGAACACACUCAGUUCAGCUGCACUCACACAUGCACAUCGCCGCUGUCUCCUCCCCCUGACACUGCCCCAGCUUUUAUUUAUAAGACUUGUAAAUUUCACAAUCACAAACAGAAACACAACCAAAUCCACCUCGUGGUUGUAAAGUAGCAGUAAGGGAUCCUGCGUGGUGUGCACUGUGCAAAGUACAGGGAGUAGAUGUCUCCUGGGAGAUAUUUAACUUAACUCUAUGCAAUCUGUACUGCAAUCAUCCUCUCAUCUAACCUCUUCCUGCAUUCAGUACGUCUCUGAAACACUGAGCUGUUAAAUCCUCCUCAUGAGGUCUGGCACACUUCUUUUAUUUUGUUUGUCACGACCCCAAGCAAAGCAGAGUGAGGCCAACAGCUGUGCCGAGUCAGAGCUUGUUGGCAUAAGAUCCUCCCGCCCUCUCUUUCUCUCUCUUUCUCUCCCUCCGUCUCUCUCCCUGGGUGCUCUCUUGGGGUGAGGCUGCCCUCCUGUGAGUAAUCAGGGACCUGCUGUUGCCCCACCUCGCUCUCUGCUCUCCUCGAGCCUGCUGGAGGUGAACAGUGAAUUGUUUUUACUCGGUUCAUCAUGGCUCUGACUGUUGCCGAGAUUUGGUGAUCACAACAGACUUUAAAUUCUGUUCCUGAGCAGCAUCAGACCAGGCAACUCCUCAGAGUGGAUAAUAGUUUUGUGAGUAUUUUAAUAGGCUUCAUUCAGAUUACCAGGCUGGAGUGACUCAUAUCCAUGAUUUUUUUUUUUUUGACUCAAGAUCUGAACUUUUCAGACCUGGACACUGACAUUUCAUUAUCAGCUCUGUCACUUCAGUAUGUUAUCCUAGAUAGAUACAUAUCCUGAUAUGACAUGAGUGCGAACAGUCAUAACAGAAUCAAUGCAUUUUUUUUUUUUUUUUGCCUAUAUGCACAUACUGAGUAUUGUUUUCUCUCGAGAGCUGAAUCUCAUCCUUAAAUUUGCUGCAAUAGCUUCCGUUCCUGAAUUUCCCUAAGAGGAUAAAUACAAAUAUGUCUUAUCAUAUCUCCCGCUUCAAAACUGAGUGGUCUCACAGAUAUUACAUUUUCUGUUGCUGUUGAAGACACGUACAAAGAGGUAUUUGUGCACAUAUGAACCACUCGAGAGGGCUGUCACGUUCAGUCCGUCAAAUCUGGUCUUAAAUCUAUCCGAUUUUACUCAGAUUUGGACAGUGUGGUUAGGUAAUCUGAACGAAGCCUUAGUUUUAUGUUGGUUCCAGGUUAAAUGAGCAGGUCAGUUUCGUUUCCUUCAAGGACUCAAAACACAAAAGCAAAAUGAUUCACAUUUUACUUAAUCCUCCACGUCAAAGUUUCAAACUAAGUGUUUAGUAUUUGCACUUGGUCAACAUAGAGUAGAGGCCCGGCGGCCUUGCAAAGGAAGGCUUGCACACAGUCCAGUAUAAUACAAUCCAUUGUAAAAGAACAAAUUAGAGCCAUAAAAAUAACCAUUCUGUUUAAUAAACUCUGAAAGUAAAAUGUACCUUUGCAAACCUCACACGCUGCUGUCAGGGCUAUUUGAAUUGGAUUGUGUCAUACUGUGAUGUGCUGCGCUUUUAUUUUGACAUUUCCUUCUCGAUCUGUGUAGGUGCAUGUUUCUCCUCUACGUGGAGGAUUACUUUCCAUUUCAAUUUUCUCUUUUUCAUUAACUUAGAAUCCUGUGAUUUAUGUUUUUGUUUUUAGAGACAGAAAGAACCUGCUCAGAAUUAAUUUGUUGCUCUUACAUUCAGAGAGAAAUCUCCUCUUUGUGCUACCAAUAUGUGACAUAGAAUUAACUGCUGGAUGUUUUUGUUUUGUUUGAUAUAGAGACAAUGGUAAUUAUUUGCUGAGGUUUUGCGAAAAAGAAAAUGUGAAUAUGUUAAUGUGCGUCCACCAGUGAUCUGCAAAGUGUUUGUGUUUUAUCCAGCACAUGCAGCAGCAGCAGAGGCCUGUUUCAUAAAGAGAGAACAGUGAGGUUGUCCAGAUAUCUGUCAGUUUUAACUCAGGUUUUAUAGAAUCACAAAGCUGGCUCACUUUUAAUCACGGUCAAUCAAAUGUCUAACCGAUGAUAAAUGGAGCAGAACCAGGUCAAAACAGUCUGAUUACUGGCAAAUCAAAUCACUGGGAAACACUCAUCACUCCUUCACACGUUUUUUGUGUUAUUGUAGGAGGAUUAUUCAUGAUCUAAAUUCAGUUGAAUUUUCUAUGUUGAAAAAUAGUUGAAACAAUGGACCGUUUAUUAAUGGUUGAGUAAGUUUCUGUCACUUCGUCAAGUCGUUCAUUUCUACAUGUGGUUUAACACACAGUUCUUCUAACACAGGAGAAUUUGUUUGUCACCCACAGUCUGAUGAGUCACGAGUACAACAUUUCUGCAUUACUGACGUCAUCAAGAAUUUAUAUCUGUUCAUUCUACCUCAGGACGUUGUCACAAGGUCGGUGGUUCAGUCUCUGUUUUUUCUGUCAGUGUCGAUGAGAAAGACACUUGACAUCAGCUGUUCCCAGUGUUCAGGCCCAUGCUUUAUAUUGUGGUUCACUCAUCACACUGUGUGUGAACAGGUAAAAAAAUUAUUUGCAGCUCUAGAAUAUUCCUGUACAUUAUUAAUAGAACGAGUCUGCUCCCCUUUUUCUAGCUUCUGAUUCUGUUCUAGUUGAGUGUUUUCUCUACUAAAUGAGGAAAAUCACAUCUCACUCUUACAGUAACCUAAUCUCUUAUCAAAUUUAGCCAUAAUCUCAUAUCCUAAUCGGUGCUCCUCUCUCUCUCUCUCUCUGACUCUCCACUUCUGCGCUCACUACGGUUUUUAAACUCAUGUUUCAAGCAAAUGUUUUAAAGGGCAAAAGUAAGAACAAAUCAUGUCUGUGGCAUUCUCUAAAUUUACGUGUAUUUUACUUUUCAGACAACAUAAUGUAAAAGUGUUGAGAGUCAUGAGCAGUUUGCUCCUGAUGUAGAAAUCAUGAAAACAUGUGUGCUUUUCUCCAGCAUGUUCAAACAUGACCCUGAAAUUAAGUUUCAAAAAGUAUAUACUAUAUAUAUGUGUAAAUAUAUGUAUAUAUGUAUGUAUAUAUA